AUGGCCCUCAUCACAAUAUCUGGCUACCCAUCGUCAGGGAAAACGACAAGAGCGAAUCAGAUCUUUAAUUUCCUGGAAAUAAAGCUACAAGACCCAGAAUACCAAGGUCCCAAUCUCAAAGUCGUUCUCCUUUCUGACGAAUCACUGGAAAUUCCGCGAGCUGCUUACAAUGAUAGUAAAUCAGAGAAGGCUGCCCGUGGUGCUUUGUUUACUGCAAUUCAAAGACUCAUCGCCCGAGACACACUUCUGAUCGUUGAUUCCCUCAACUACAUAAAGGGUUUUCGAUACCAAGUGUAUUGUGCGGCGAGGGAAAUGAAGCUACGGGUCUGUACGGUCUACGUCGUCGCCACUCCAGACCUGUGUCGUGAAUGGAAUUCCAAACGAGGGGAUGGCCAUGCUUACGACCCCGAUACCAUUGAUAAUCUCAUCAUGAGAUACGAAGAGCCGUCUUCUAUGGUCCGAUGGGACUCUCCCAUGCUGACUGUAAUGUGGGAGGACACCGACAUCCCUGGGCCUCAAAUAUGGGAGGCGGUCACUUCGGGCAAUAUCAAGCCUCCAAACUCGGGGACUCUUAACGUGGCGAAAGCUCCUACAGACGCCCUACACGUUCUAGAACAAAUCACAGCAUCCAUGGUUUCUGCCAUACUGGCAGAAAGGUCCGUUUCACAAUCGGAGACACUGGUGUCACUGACACUCCCUGGAUCGAUCAAGUUUCAGCUUACUCUUCCAUCACGCCAUAUCACACUAUCUGAACUCCAGCGUUGCAAAAGACAGUUCAUCACAGUGCACAAAAAAGCAAUCACUCUUGGAACAACUGAAAAAGGUGCAGUGGAUUGGGAAGAAAACAGCAUUGCCCACAAGUUUGCCACAUAUCUGGAGGAACACCUAAGAGCUUAG
Laccaria bicolor S238N-H82 is the source of this 897-nucleotide messenger RNA. RefSeq lists its product as uncharacterized. NCBI's taxonomy places the organism in Eukaryota, Fungi, Basidiomycota, Agaricomycetes, Agaricales, Hydnangiaceae. The record is from RefSeq and is a predicted model, not a curated record. The coding region runs from base 1 to 897 and encodes 298 amino acids. The transcript has 5 exons.